Aureococcus anophagefferens is the source of this 1995-nucleotide messenger RNA. RefSeq lists its product as hypothetical. Bases 1 to 1995 code for a protein of 664 amino acids. The record is from RefSeq and is a predicted model, not a curated record. The transcript has 4 exons. NCBI's taxonomy places the organism in Eukaryota, Pelagophyceae, Pelagomonadales, Pelagomonadaceae.
AUGUUCCGCCGAAUCGUGAGCGUUCUGGUCGCCGUCGCGGCCGGCGCCGCGGGCGCGUCGCCCUGGGCGGACGAGCGGCGCGAGCUCCAGGUCUGCGUCUGCGGCGGCCCGCCCAUGUGCACCGACGGCGGCUGCUACGAGCCGCUCCAGGGCCAGGACUGCGACAACGGCAGCCCGCCGGAGCAGGAUCUCUGCGCCGACUGCUCGUCCUGCAACACGGGCGCGCCGACGAGCCAGCCGGCCGCCGAGCGGCGCGCCCACGGAGACGUCACGGGCGCGGGCUGCGCCGCGUGCCCGGCCGGAAAAAUAUCCGCCGAGGCCGGCGCGUCGGCCUGCGCCAUGUGCCCCGUGAACACCUACGCGUCGACCGUGGGCUCGACGGAGUGCGUCGACUGCGCGGCCGGCCGCCAGUCGGCUUUGGGGUCCCAGACCUGCGGCUUCUGCGCGGCGGGCCAGUACGAGACCGUCGACGGCGACGGCGACGCCGCGUGCGUCGACUGCGACGCGGGCGCCUACCAGCGCGGCGCGGGGUCCGCGACCGCGGACACGGUGGACUGCGUCGUCUGCGCCGCGGGCACCUACAGCGCCGGCGACGCGAACUCGGAGUGCGCGCCGUGCGCCGCCGGGCGCGCGUCGUCCGCGGGCGCGUCGGCCUGCGACGCCUGCGACGCCGGCCGCUUCGCGAACGCUACGGGCGCGGCGACCUGCGACCUCGCGGCGCCGGGCUUCUACGUCGCCGAGGCCGGCGCGGCGGCGCCGGAGCCGUGCCCCGCGGGCACGUUCAGCGCCGGCGCCGCGGCCACAGCCUGCGAGGCCUGCCCCGCGGGCACGUACGCCGCCGGCGCCGGCGCGACGGCCUGCGCGAUCGCGAGCGAGGACACGUACGUCGCGGCGCCGGGCGCGUCGGAGGCGACGGCCUGCGCGGCGGGCCUCUGCGCGGGCGCCGCGGCGACGGAGUGCGCCGACUGCUACGCCGUCUGCGACUUUUUGCCGACCACAAACCCGACGACGCUGCGCCCGACGACGGCGGCGCCGACGCCGCGGCCGAGCCCGGCGCCGUCGCCGUCGCCGACGCCGCCGCCGACCGCCGCGCCGACGCCGCGGCCGUCGCUCGCGCCGACCGUCGCCACGGCCGCCCCGAGCCCGAAACCGACGCCCGCGCCGUCGCCCCGCCCGUCCGCCGCGCCGACGACCGCGGCCCCGAGCGCGAGGCCGUCCGUCGCGCCCACGGGCGCGUUCCUGCGGAUCUCGUCCGUCGGCGUCGGGUCGACCUGCGUCCUCAACGAGGCCUGCGUCCUGUCGUGGACGUUCCAGGGCGACGGCUGCGAGACGCUCGACGUCUCCGUCGUCGACGGCGACGGCGACCUCGUCACUUCGGAGACCACGGACAACGACGGCCAGGAGAUCAAAGAAUUACCCGGCGACGGCGACCUCGACGGCCAGACCUUCACGCUGACGCUCGCGUGCUCCGACGACGCGGCGCUCGCCGACGCCUACGACUUUCUCGUGUCCUUUUAUCCCGCGCCGUCUCCGGCGCCGACGCCGGCCCCGACGCCCGAGCCGUCGUCCAAACCCACGGCGACGCCCUCCGGCGCGCCGUCGCCGCGACCGUCGCCGGCGCCGACGCCCGCGCCGACGCCCGCGCCGUCGGCGGCGCCCUCCGGCGCGCCGUCGCCGCGACCGUCGCCGCCCCCGAGCCCCGCGCCGACGCCCGAACCGUCCCCGAAACCGACGCCGUCGCCGUCCACCGCCGCCCCCUCGGCCAACUGCGCGCCCGGCUUCGUCGUCGCCGACGACGACGCGUCCGAGUGCCCGGCCGGGACCUACGGCCUCGCGGGCGAGUCCUACUGCGUCGACUGCCCCGCGGGCUCCUUCGCGGCCGCCGCGGGCGCGACGACGUGCACGGUCGCGUCCGCGGGGUCCUCCGUGCCCGCGGCGGGGUCCACCGCGCAGACCGCGCCUUUAACGACGACGCCGGUGCCAGAACUACCGUAG